Molecule: messenger RNA, 506 nt
Organism: Notolabrus celidotus (New Zealand spotty)
Lineage: Eukaryota; Metazoa; Chordata; Actinopteri; Labriformes; Labridae
Gene: smim36
Product: small integral membrane protein 36
Exons: 1
Coding region: 162-506 (114 amino acids)
Source: RefSeq, a predicted model, not a curated record
UUCAUCUCUCUGAUGUUGCCCUCUGCUGUCUUUUGCUCUUUCUCUCUUCCCCGCCAGCUGUCCAUCCCUCGUCAGCCGUCGCUGCCCUUUCUCUGCUUCUUCUCCUCUCUCUGUUUCCGUCUCUUCCUCCUCUGGAUCUGGGCGAGAUAUGAAGCGGCGCCAUGGGUUUUAUGGAAUUCUACCUGGAGAUUGACCCCGUCACCCUCAACCUCAUCAUCCUGGUCGCCAGCUAUGUCAUCCUGCUCCUGGUCUUCCUCAUCUCCUGCAUCCUGUACGACUGCCGGGGCAAAGACCCCACCAAGGAGUACGCCCCGGACAACACGCCGGCGCCGCCCAGCCAGUCGCCCAUCCGCCUGGUGGUCAUGCAGAACUCGCCCGCUUCCUCCCGCUACGAGCCCAACAACACGGCCGGCCACGAGCUGCAGACGCCGGAUCUGAGCCGGGACAGGGGAGAGAGGGAGCGGGAGAGAGAGAGGGAGCGGGAGAAGAGGAGUACUCUGGUUUAA